Messenger RNA from Coturnix japonica (Japanese quail), 5406 nucleotides. RefSeq names its product SR-related CTD associated factor 8 (gene SCAF8). The record is from RefSeq and is a predicted model, not a curated record. NCBI's taxonomy places the organism in Eukaryota, Metazoa, Chordata, Aves, Galliformes, Phasianidae. Gene Ontology annotation, molecular function: RNA binding. Gene Ontology annotation, cellular component: nucleus.
CGGCCGCCAUCAGCGAAGAGAAGCCGCCAGGCUCCCACCUCGGCCGCGACAUGGAGGCCGUAAAGGCCUUUAACAGCGAGUGUGGUGAUGUAGAUAUUUUGUUGUACUCGCUGAAUGAUUACAAGCCUCCCAUUUCUAAAGCUAAAAUGACACAGAUCACCAAGGCAGCAAUCAAGGCUAUCAAGUUCUACAAGCAUGUUGUGCAGAGUGUUGAGAAAUUCAUUCAAAAGUGCAAACCAGAAUACAAGGUGCCUGGUCUGUAUGUCAUUGACUCCAUUGUGAGACAGUCCCGGCAUCAGUUUGGGCAAGAGAAGGAUGUAUUUGCUCCAAGAUUCAGCAAUAACAUCAUCAGCACUUUUCAGAACUUGUAUCGUUGUCCUGGGGAUGACAAGAGUAAAAUUGUUAGAGUGCUAAACUUAUGGCAGAAAAAUAACGUGUUCAAGAGUGAAAUCAUUCAGCCUCUCUUGGAUAUGGCAGCAGGAAUUCCUCCACCAGUUGUGACCCCCGUCUUGCCCAGCACUACUGCUGCUAUGAGCAACAACACACCAGGAACACCUGUGACUCCAGUUACUCCAGCCAACGUGGUGCAAAGUUUACCUGAUCCUUGGGUAUCUCAGAUUGCUAAUACAGAUACGCUUGCUGCUGUAGCUCAGAUUUUACAGAGUCCCCAAGGCCAACAGCUUCAGCAGUUGAUACAGACGCUGCAGAUACAGCAGCAGAAACCACAGCCUUCACUACUUCAAGCCCUGGAUGCUGGUCUUGUCGUUCAAUUACAGGCCCUAACUGCACAACUUACUGCUGCAGCUGCUGCUGCCAAUACACUUAAUCCGUUGGAACAGAGUGUCUCUUUUAAUAAGAAGCUGAUGGACAGGUUUGACUUUGGGGAGGAAUCUGAACAAAACGAAGAGCCUAAAAAGGAAACUCCCACUUCCCAACUGCCUUUAGUACCAGAAUCUGUGAACAACUCACUUUUUCACCAACUAGCAGAACAACUGCAGCAACAAAAUUUAGAACAUCUCAGACAACAACUUCUGGAGCAACAGCAGCCUCAAAAGGCAAGCCCUGAGGAAAAUCAAGAAGGGAAUUUUGGUUCAGAGCAUUCUGCAUCACCAUCACAAGGGAGCAGUCAACAGCAGUUUUUAGAAGCAGAAACCAAUGUAGAUGAUUCUAUGGAUAUUCAACAACAGGACAUGGACAUAGAUGAAGCACAGGAUGUUGCUGAAGAAGAGAUUUUUGAACAAGAAGAAAAGAAAUCUGCUGUUCGUUCAAGGUCAAGAACUCGUUCAAGAUCACGUUCAAGGUCACCAAGAAAACGAAGGUCUAGAUCACGGUCUGGUUCUCGUAAGCGUAAACAUAGAAAGCGUUCACGUUCAAGAUCAAGAGAAAGGAAGAGAAAGUCAUCUCGGUCCUACUCCAGUGAAAGAAGGGCUAGGGAAAGGGAAAAAGAACGUCAGAAAAAGGGAUUGCCUCCAAUACGGUCAAAAACACUAAGUGUUUGCAGCACUACUCUUUGGGUAGGCCAAGUAGACAAGAAGGCUACACAGCAAGAUUUGACCAACCUGUUCGAAGAAUUUGGACAAAUAGAAUCUAUUAAUAUGAUUCCCCCAAGAGGUUGUGCAUAUGUCUGCAUGGUUCAUAGACAAGAUGCAUAUCGUGCUCUUCAGAAGCUUAGUUCUGGGUCCUACAAAAUCGGAUCUAAAAUUAUUAAGAUUGCCUGGGCUUUAAAUAAAGGUGUGAAAACAGAGUAUAAGCAAUUCUGGGAUGUGGAUCUGGGAGUUUCAUAUAUUCCUUGGGAGAAGGUAAAAUUGGAUGAUUUGGAGGGCUUUGCUGAAGGUGGCAUGAUUGACCAGGAGACGGUAAAUACAGAAUGGGAAACAGCGAGGAGCUCAGAACCUGCUAAAGAAAAUAUUCAAACUACGCAGAGCACUGCAGUUGAUAAGAGCACAGUGAUUACAACGCAGACGGAAGCUUACACACAACCAGUCACUAUGCUACAGAUUCCAGUAGCUCCAGCUGUGCCUGCUGUUAGCUUAGUUCCACCUGCAUUUCCUGUCACAAUGUCUGUCCCUCCUCCUGGUUAUAGCGCCAUUCCUCCUCCACCCUUCUUGCGAGCAAGUUUCAAUCCUUCACAGCCACCUCCAGGUUUUAUGCCUCCCCCAGUUCCUCCUGUUGUCCCUCCUCCUGUUGUCCCACCACCUGUUGUCCCACCAGUUGUUCCAACGUCUUUAGUACAGCCUCCAUUGCCAAUUCCUCAAGAGACGAUGAAGGAUGUACCUUUUAGUGGCCUGGUUCUACCAGUUGUUGGUACAGUUAGUAGCAAUCUAGCCACACCAACGUUAUCUUCUGGAAGCAUCUUUAAUCCUCUGCCAAUCAGCAAACAAGAAUCUGAUGAAAAGGGAUCUCAUCUUACAGACCUUCAGAUUUCUUCCAGUGAAAACGGUAGAGCUGUGCAAAGUGAUGUCUCGAGUAGCUCUGGACUUGUUGGAGGAGUGCAGCCACCCAGUGUCUCAAGCAGUUCGGGGCUUACUGGAGAAGGCCAGCCACCCAGUGUCUCAAGCAGCUCUGGACUUGCAGGGGGAGUGCAGCCACCCAGUGUUUCAAGCAGCUCUGGACUCGGAGGAGGAGUGCAACCACCAACUGUUUCAAGCAGUUCUGGUCUUGCAGCAGGAGUGCAACUACCCAAUGUCUCCAGUAGCUCUUCUCUUGCAGGAGGAGUUCAGCCAACCAGCGUCUCGAGCAGCUCUGGACUUAUGGCUGGAGUGCAACCACCAAAUGUCUCAAGUAGCUCAGGGCUUCUAGCUGGAGUGCAUCCACCCAACAUCUCAAGCAGCCCUGGCCUUCUUCCAGGAAUGCAGCCUCCCAGUGUUUCAAGUAGCUCAGGAGUUCUGGCAGGAGUACAGCCACCAAGUGUCUCAAACAACUCUGGUCUUCUUCUAAUGCCACCACCGAAUGUUUCAAGUAGUUCUGGACUUAUGGGAGUGCCACCACCAAAUAUUUCAAGUAAUUCUGGACUUCUGGCAAUGCAGCACCCAGCUGGCAUUCAAAAUAUGCCUCAUUUAAAUAUUAGUAGUCAAAGGAUGCCAGGAAUGCCUCUCAUAGAUAUCCGUCCAGGCUUAAUGCCCCACUCACCUGGACCAAGGUUUCCAUUAAUGCAGCCAGGAAUACCACCACAGCGUAGUAUUCCUCCUCCAGCAAUCCUUGAUCCAGCACUUCACCCUCCACCUCGAGGUCCCUUUCCUCCAGCAGAUAUUUUUAAUCAAACAGAAAGACCCUUUGCAACACCAGGAAGACAAAAUAUUGAUAGCAUUUCUAAUCCGGAGAAAAGGCUGCCACUUGGAGGCGAUAAUAUUCAGCAGGAGGGAGACAGAGAUUAUCGCUUUCCUCCAGUGGAAAACCGAGAUAAUCUCAACAGACCAUCCCAAGUGGAUGUCAGAGAUUCUGUUGGACGACCACCAGUUGAUCCAAGAGAGGGCAUAGGAAGACCUCCAGUAGAUGGAAGAGAACAUUUUGCAAGACCUCAUGUAGACAUGAGAGAAAAUUUUGGAAGACCAGGUAUAGAUAAUCUUGGUCGAAGAGAGCAUUUUGCUUUCAAUUCAGAUAAGCACUGGGGACAAAGAGGAGAUUAUGAUGAAAGAGAGCACCAUGCCUUUCCUAUUUAUGGUGGCCCUAAAAGCUUCCAUGAGGACAGAGAGAGAUUUCGGCAUGUAAACUAUAGGUUUGAUAGUAGAAGUGGUCCCAGCUGGAAUAGAGGAUUUGAACAAGAUGCUCACAGAGAUUUUGAUGACCGCAGAAGACCCUGGGAAAGACAGAGGGACAGGGAUGACAGAGAUUUUAACUUCUGCAGAGAAAUUAAUGGGAACAGGUUUGGAAGAGACAGAAUGUCAAACAACUGGAUCCCCCCUCCACACCCACGGGUUUUUGAAUAUUUUGAUGGGGCCACUUCCCAACGCAAAGCGGAUAAUUUGCCCCAGGUAAAUGGUGAAAACACAGAGACAGAAAGUCAACCACCAACUGCACAGGUGCAGGACGAUCCAGAACUUUAUGAAAAACUGACAUCUUCCGUCGAGAUAAACAAAGAGAAGAGUGACACAGAAGCUGAUAUAGAAAGUGAACCAGUGGUAGAAAGCACAGAAACUGAGGGGACAUAAUCAUCACUCAGUAGAAAUCAGGGGGCUUUGUGUUUUGGUGGCUUAAUUCUGAAGCAGAAAAUCUUGUUAAAUUGCUGAGAGGAAUUGGCUGCUUAGGUAAAUGAGUAGCGCUGUUCUCUCUUAUUUCACAUACUUUGCUGCUUAUGUCCUUCAAAUUGGUGGUGGAAGAUUUAAUAUUGUUAAGAUUUUCAAUUUGUUUCACUGAAAUGCAUUCCACCAACUUAUUUCAACAUAAUUUCUGUUAAAAUUGUCUGGAAGCAUUUCACUUAGCUUUGGGGAAGUCGUUUUUCUCCUGCCUGGUAGUAUUUGAGAGGUAGAUUCUGUUAUAUGAAUGACCCUUUUCUAGAAGAAAUGUUUUUAGCUCAGAUUAUAAUUUUGAUCUUUACUGAUAACGUGUAAACAUGCAAGUUUUAAUUCCCCUUCCCUUUCUCCCAAAGGGAUGUAAGUAGGAGAGUGUCACUUGAGUGUAAAGUACAGGCAAGAUUUUGAAAGCAGAAUCAAGUUAUAUAUGUGUUUCUUGCCAUUUUCCUCUGGUACAUGGGUUACUUUUUCAUGCUGUGACAUGGUUCAGUUUUUCAAUUAUAGGGAUUUUUAUUAUGGACAGUGAAGAGCCAUCUUAAUGAAGGUAAUCCUUUGGAAGUGUGGACAUGAAUGAUUCUUUAUCUACUACGCAAGUAGUAGUCAUUAGGGUGUAGUGAGGCGUGAAUUAAAUAAUUACUGCUUUGUGAUAGACCUUGCUGAUAUGUUUAUUACCAGAACACGUCUUCCGAUUUGAGGUGAACAAUAUUUAAAGUAAAAGUACCUUCAUGUGCAGCCUCUAUGGCUCAAAGAAGUUGCUUGAUAAUGCUGCAGAACCUAGUAGUAGUGUUCAGGUCAGACAGAUAUGGUUCUGGAAGUCCAAACACAUAGAACAGGUGUGAGGACACUGUGUAUUAGAGGGAUUUUCUUUUUUAGUUUCUAUAUUGCAGACUGAAAAUGAUUCAGCCACAGACCAUGUAAAUACUCAGAAUCAGACACAUAUUGGCAGUAGCUUUUAUUUACAAAUGUUUUGUUAAAUGCUUUUUUAAAACUAAGAGUUAAUCUGUUUUUCUAAGCUGAGACCUGCAGUAUGCUAAAUUACUCAUAGUAUGAUGGUGUAGGUAAAUCACUAGGUAGAGAGUUCAAAUAAUUCAACUAGUAGUGGUAUAAAACAAUGUAUUAUUUAAUGACUUUUUAUCUUUGUUAAUAUCUUUUAAACGUUAAUAAAUUGGCUACUGUA